GAGCAAACCCACGAUGCAUCCACGAAGGCUGCUCUACACUCCGUAGCUGUUUUGGCGCCCAACGUCUGUCAGCCUCAGGCGUGCAACUGCCAGCCCGCCGGCGCUCCCCUCCUAAGGCCCGCUCCGCGCAGCCAUGGCCCGCUCCCGCACCGUGCUGCCCCUCGCGCUGGCCCUGGCCAUCCUGGGCGGCGUGGCCUGGCAGGUGGCGCCCGCAUUCGCCGGCCCCCCCCGCGCCUCCGCGGCGCAGGUCGACGUUCGCCUCGCGGCCGCGAUCUCGGCCGGCCUGGUGCCCCUCGCGGUGGAGCAGCCGGCGGGCGCCUACGACAGCGUCGUGGCCAUGCUGCAGAGCUGGCUCGUGGGGGGCACCGUGCUGACCAUCAUCAUCGCGGCGGCGCUGGUGGCGGCGACGGCCAACCCGCUCUCGAAGCGGCGGGCAGCCGUCGCGGCUCAGGUCGAGGGGAAGAGGUGAGUCGCGGCCCCCUCGCUGUUCUGCGAGAGCCGCGCGGCGCCAGCGGCGCGCGUCGUGCCGAGCGGCAGAGUGUUUUUGUUUGGGAGCGCAGCCUGCACUGUCAAGAGGUCUUUGGCUUUUUCGGGCACUCGUUGGAAAAA
Prorocentrum cordatum is the source of this 609-nucleotide messenger RNA. NCBI's taxonomy places the organism in Eukaryota, Dinophyceae, Prorocentrales, Prorocentraceae. The record is from the annotation of a GenBank genome assembly.